This is a messenger RNA of Ichthyophthirius multifiliis, 553 nucleotides long. RefSeq lists its product as hypothetical. Lineage: Eukaryota; Ciliophora; Oligohymenophorea; Hymenostomatida. The record is from RefSeq and is a predicted model, not a curated record. The transcript has a single exon.
AGAUGCUACUCUUGAGGAAAUAGAAGAAGCUUAUACCACACAAAAAUAGAAAAUAGAACAAUCUAAUCAAUAAUCUUUUUAUAGUAAACUUGAAUCCUAUAAAUUACAAAAGAACUACGAAUAAGCAUUGAAAAACUAUCAUUAAAAACAUAAUCCUUAAAUGGGAUUUAUAAAAAGAAUUAUGUUCACUGCCAGUUUCGGUUAAACUCCUACAAAUGAACAAAAAAAUUGGGGAUUUCAGCUUUUUGCAGGAGGUAUAAUAGCAACUAUUAGUUUAAGUGCAUUUGCUGCUAGCUAGUUAAAAGAUAAAUCUAAAUUAGGUAAUAAUUAAGGCCCUCAUAUUAUUCUGACAACAAAAGAUUUAAAUGAAGCAAAAAUAAACUAUUAAGAAUAUAAAGAAAAUUUAGAAUAAAUGCAAUAAUAAUAAAAAGAUAUAUAAUAAUAAUAAUAAUUUAAUAAAUAAUAAUAAUAACAAUAACCAAAAUCUAAAUCUGAAUAAGAAUAUGAAGAAUAUAUGAAUAAAAAUAAAUCAUUUGCUGGAAAAGAUGAAUGA